ACAUCCGUUCAUUUGAUUGGAUACGCCAUCCGAAACGUCAUCGUGUAAAAAUGGGGGACGACUUGGGGGACGAGUGGUGGGAGCAUGGCCGGGAAUCAGACAGCGCCGAGGUGGAUGGGGAGGCUGAAAAGGGGAAAAACAAGAACAAAUCAAUAAAAGGAAAGCCAAAUGUAGCAAAUAACGCAAAGAAGAGGAAGAAGCUAACGGAAAAAACGGUGCCAGCAAAGAAGAAAAAGAAUGAAAAGGCGUCAAACAUUCCGAAGCAGAAGAACGAGAGGGAAACAUCAACCAAAUCACCCAGAACGCGAAAGAGGAAGAAGAAAACCAUUACGGAUGUGUUGGCCGCCUCUGACCCCAAACCGGGCUGUCCUGCAGACCUUCAGAACCUCCUCACACGCUACUUCUCAGACAAGCGCUCUGUGAUCGAGCAAGAGGAGCUCAAACUGCAAGAUUCUUGCUUCCUGGCCUGCAAUGACCUGACACACACCCUCUCAUCCUAUUUGAAGCACAUUUGUCCCAAAUGGGCAAAGGUUCAGAGACAACACACAGAAAAAAGAUCGGUAGUGCUGCUUAUCGUCUGUAGCUCUGCCCUCCGUGCCCUCGAGCUGAUAAAGCAACUGACAACAUUCAAGGGUGAAGCCAAGGCCGUAAAGCUUUUUGCAAAACACAUCAAGAUUGAGGAGCAGGUGAAGCUGCUGCAAAAGGGAGUCGUUCAUAUCGGAGUCGGCACUCCUUGUAGGAUCAGUGCUCUUAUUCACCAAGAUGGAUUGGACUUGCAGGCAUUGCGUUUUCUGGUUCUGGACUGGAACUGGAGAGACAAGAAGUGCAGGAGGAUGAUGGACAUUCCUGAGAUCAAACUGGAUGUCUUUAAGCUGUUGGAGAGCUGCAUCCUCGACAGAUGCAAAGCAGAUAAAGUGAAAAUUGGACUGUUUUAACUCAAGAUUGUCAACUUGACUCUUAGCUAAUGAUUUACACAACACGCUUGCGUGUUCAAAGCUUUGUCCUGCGGCAUCUUGCUCUUUGUUUGCCCACGCUGUGCUUUUUACUGUUGUCAGGGGGGGGGUGUCAAAAUGUGCGACAUUGUUUGUUCAACAAAAUGUUUUGGCGAGAUGUUUUCAAUAAAUUGACCGUGAAGUGAUGACA
Messenger RNA from Syngnathus acus (greater pipefish), 1143 nucleotides. It is a transcript of the gene cmss1, whose product is annotated as cms1 ribosomal small subunit homolog. Bases 51 to 935 code for a protein of 294 amino acids. Lineage: Eukaryota; Metazoa; Chordata; Actinopteri; Syngnathiformes; Syngnathidae. Gene Ontology annotation, cellular component: nucleus; 90S preribosome. The transcript is spliced from 10 exons. The record is from RefSeq and is a predicted model, not a curated record.